Molecule: messenger RNA, 3327 nt
Organism: Scatophagus argus
Lineage: Eukaryota; Metazoa; Chordata; Actinopteri; Scatophagidae
Gene: fam199x
Product: family with sequence similarity 199, X-linked
Exons: 8
Coding region: 146-1327 (393 amino acids)
Source: RefSeq, a predicted model, not a curated record
AGCUUCCGCCUUCUUGUCACAUGACUCUCGCUUCUCUUCUGGUAGUCUCGCGGUAACACCUUUGCUCAUCCGCAGAAAAGAAAGGAUUUGCAAAUGGAGGUGGUAGAAGUAAUCACUGUUUAAGCGAGAAAAGGUAUAUUCUGCCAUGUCUGAGUCUCUGUAUGAGAAGUUUUUGGCCCCAGAGGAGCCUUUUCCUCUCCUCUCCCAAAGAGCCAACCUCAGUGAUGUGGGAACCUUGGAUGUCAGUGACUUUGGCUGUCAGCUUUCAUCAUGUCACAGAACAGAUCCUCUACAUCGCUUCCACAGUAACAGGUGGAACCUCACUUCCUGUGGAACCAGUGUUGCCAGUUCGGAGUGCAGUGAGGAGCUCUUCUCCUCUGUGUCUGUAGGGGAUCAGGACGACUGUUACUCCCUUUUGGAUGAUCAAGAACUAACAUCUCUGGACCUGUUUCCAGAGGGCAGUGUUUGUAGUGACGUCUCGUCCUCCAUCAGCACCUAUUGGGACUGGUCCGACAGCGAGUUUGAGUGGCAGGUUGGUUGUUGGUUGCCAGGAAGUGACAUUGCCAGCGGUAGUGAUGUUCUUUCUGACAUCAUCCCGAGUGUGCCUAGUUCACCUUGUCUAUUUUCCAAGAGGAAACCUAAGCCCCACCCUCACCGCAACCUGGAUGAGUUACCAUGGAGUGCCAUGACCAAUGAUGAACAGGUGGAGUACAUUGAGUACCUGAGUCGGAAGGUCAGCACGGAGAUGGGCCUGAGGGAGCAGCUGGACAUCAUCAAGAUCAUCGACCCCUGUGCUCAAAUCUCUCCCACAGACAGCGAGUUCAUCAUAGAGCUCAACUGUCUCACUGAUGAGAAACUCAAGCAGGUGCGUAACUACAUCAGAGAGCACAGCCCGAGACUGCGGACCAGCAGCGCCAGAGAGGGCUGGAAGAGGAGCAGCCAUAGCAGUGCCAGCACCGGUGGUGUCAGUGGAGCCAGCAGCAGUAACGCCAGCAUGGUCAGCUCUGCUAGCUCCUCCACUGGCUCCACAGCCUCCAACUCUGUAGCCGGUGGCACAGCGUCAGCCUGUAGUGGAAGCAGUGUUGCCAACAUCAGCAGAGCUCACAGUGACGGCAACCUUUCCAGUGCUGCAGAACGUAUACGAGACUCUAAAAAACGUUCGAAGCAGCGUAAACUUCAGCAGAAAGCCCUCCGGAAGCGACAGCUAAAGGAGCAGCGACAGGCCCGCAAGGAGCGUCUGAGUGGACUGUUUCUGAAUGAGGAGGUGCUGUCUCUGCGAGUGACAGAGGAGGACGACCACGGUGAUGACCUGGACAUACUGAUGUGACACCAGUGAAUCAAUCAGUGCUCCCUCUACGCCUGCCACUACCAUAGAGCUAAUAGACCGCGCUAAUCCAGAUCAUUGCAUGUAUUAGCUUUGAGUAGGCUAAUAUGCUCAUAAUGCGUUUUUGUAACGAUGUCUGAUGGGCAGUGAUGGCUUGUAGUAGCCCUCGCAUAGCUUGUCAUAUUGCUUGCUAAUACAAGUGUAGUACCGCUAGUGUGUAAACUGAUAGCUGCUGCACUCACUUCUAAGCUAGCUAUAGCAAAAAUACUAAUGCUAAUGCUUUGAUUGCUUUGAUUUGAUUAGAUACCUCAGUCAGGCCCGCUUAUAGCCAGUACUAAUGAACGUAGAGCCCCGCAGAUACACAUAAACAUGCACUGCUGAUCACAGUUAUUUCAUCUAAAUGCACUCAAUAGGACAACUGCUUAAGCUUAUAUCCACUGCUGCUAACUCAGCCUCCACUGGCAGAAGGACAGAUCAGGCAAGAGUGAAUGAUGCUCUGUAAAAUUUCUUCAUGUACUGGGGCAGUUUCAUGCAAAUUGGCAGUAUUUUAGUUCAUUUGGUUGUAGAUUUCAUUCAUCUGGUUACAUGUUGGUCCAUACACUGUACUCUUUAUGUGCUCUGGCCCAACUAAUGUUACAGCAUGACGAAAUACCUAAAGGCCUGCAGUCAGAGUGACUUGUGUACGUACCAUGGGGCUUUAUCAGUUUUGACUUGACAGCUCAUUUACUGUAAAUAGAGUGCUCUUAAAAGAAUACACCUGGCAAAACAGCACAAGAUCUUGAGAUUGAAAUCUGACAUAAAUAAGAAAUUUCUCUGAAAGUGUGGACUCUUGAGGCCCAAGUCAGAGUUGAAGAUUAAUUUCAGGAGGAUAGCGGAAGAAAACUCAUCCUCCAAAACUCACAAAUAUACCAGAGUCCCAUCAUCUGACGAAGUGGGCUGGUCUGUCUUUCUGUCUAAGUGUUGUGGUCCCAUUUCAUUCUUAAGGCUUAGAGGGAGCACUGAAACAGUGCAUGUUUAAAUCGUCACCCAAACUGAGUCCCAGUGUGGUCCAGUAAAUAACAGCUUGCACCAUUAUUUGCAUACACCUGUUUCAAAAUAGCUUGUGUGUUGUAAAUAAAUGAUAAAUAACAGCAUAUUUACUGCUUGCUUUAAGGUUUUCCUUGGUGAUAAAGGUUUGAUAUAAAGUUUGUUUCCUUCUGUGUAUAUAUAUUAUGACAUGGUAGUGAACUGAUUGUUUAUCAUAGCUUGAAAAUGCUGUCAGUUACCAGCGAUUCUUUGAGUCUUAUUUUGAAGCAUUUGGCUGUUUUGUCACAAGUACUUAAGUUAGGUUGUUGUCUCAGACAUCUUUUAAAUGUCAUCAAGUCCUUUCUGUUUGUCUGCCAGAACCUGUGCUGAGACAGACCCGAAUAAUGAGAUUCUCCAUCAUUUACUUCAGUUUAUGUUUUUGACAACCAUGAUAACUUUUCAUUUGAGCAUUGCUUAAGUUUGGCGCUUUAACUUGAGCUGGUUUCUUAAGAAUGUGUGUCUAACAUCAAGACAAGAAGUCACCAUUCAAAAGUGUGUUAAUUUUGCUCAGUUACGAUGAUCUACAGUCAAUGAAGCACUAACACCUCAAAAAAGAGGUUUUUGUGGAAUUGUAGUAAUUCAUAUUUGCUGGAAGUAGCAACCUGAGAUUUGUUUUUUGUUUUUGUUUUUUUUGCCUACCUUGUAUAAGAACCUCUUUCCCACAGCUUCUCAGCUGUAACAUGAUGAACCACUACAGUUUCUGGCUUAAAAACCUGCUAUCAUUUCAGACACUUGUGUAUAAAGUUGUUACUUACAGCAAUUAUGUGAAAUGCAGCUUUAUGUAUUCUGCAGUUAUGAAUUAGUAAAACUCUAUUUUGAAAAGUAAGAAUUUUUGGGAAAAAAAUAAGCCAGUGUGAUGCAACAAAGUUAUUUAUGUAUAUACCAUAUAAUGGCAGAAAAUGAAUGAUGUUGAACUGAUUAAAUAUCUUUCAAAGAAA